Molecule: messenger RNA, 1623 nt
Organism: Rotaria socialis
Lineage: Eukaryota; Metazoa; Rotifera; Eurotatoria; Philodinida; Philodinidae
Source: the annotation of a GenBank genome assembly
AUGCAGUUAUUUACGCUUUGGAAAUGUAUCUUCGGUCCUAAACUUCAUCAAACGUAUCCAUUAGCAAUAUCUUCACCGGCUACUCGCGCUGAUCGACAACCUGACCAUAUAUACGUUAAAAACAUAGCCGAAAUGAUUAGCGAUAGAGUUCUUUUUAUGCUUAGAAUGUUUAUUGAAAUACUUCGAACAGUGUGGCCAUUAUAUUUACUAUAUUCAUAUUACAGAGGAACAUUAACAUUUGCAAAUAGCGUAUCAUUUGUUCGAGUGGCAAGCUUUUUUAUCAUUGUGCCCAUCUAUUUUAUGAUAUUACGAGGUAUUGGUCGUUUUGUAAAUCCAGUUUAUACAAAAUUUCUUAAUGAUUUUUCGGAAAUAAAAUACGACUCAACAAAAAAAGCUCGUCAAAAAUUUUUAGCAAAAUAUGAUUUUUCUCUUUCGCAUUGGCAACCUGACUAUAGAGUUGAAUCAUAUUCAAUUCGAAAAUUACCUUCGAUAUCAACAACAAAAACUGACUUUACUAACCAAACAGAAGUAACAUUAAUCGAACAAGUAUUACAUUAUCCAUUUCUCUUACUUGGCUAUGUUUGUGUUAACUUAUUUGGUCGUCGGUUAAUGUUUCCUGGCAGUUUAGAAAUUCUUCGCUUUAUGCAGUACCGUGCUUUACUUGAUGGACGCAGCAAUUUAAUUGUUUCCUAUCAUGCUAAACGCCGUAUAUUACGUACAGCUGAUGGAAAUAAUAUUGAUACAAUAUUUGUUGAUGCACGCUCAAUAACUGGCAGACAAACAUUGGUUAUUACAUGUGAAGGUAAUGCAGGUUUCUAUGAAGUAGGUUCGAUGAUGACGCCAAUCGAAGCCGGCUUCUCUGUACUUGGCUGGAAUAGACCAGGAUUUGGUGAGAGUUCGGGUUAUCCAGGUGCUCUCUCGGAAGUAAAUGCAAUCGAUGCAGUCAUACGUUAUGCUAUUGAAGAACUUCAUUUUCCUAUUAAUGAUAUAGUAGUAUUUGCUUGGUCUAUUGGUGGUUAUGCUGCAAACUGGGCAGCUGUAAAUUAUCCAAAUAUUCGUGGUCUUGUACUUGAUGCUAUCUUCGAUGAUGUGUUACCACUGGCACAACGACGAAUGCCAACAUUUAUAUCGAAAUUUGUUGAAAAAACGAUCCGUAAUUAUCUUAAUUUAAAUAAUAUUCAAUUGAUUAAACGUUAUAAUGGACCAUUUUAUCUUGUACGUCGUACAUUCGAUGAAAUGAUGAAUCUUAUACCGGCUAAAGUAUCAACGAACUGUGCUAAUGAAAUUCUAUUUUCUAUUUUACCACAUCGUUAUCCAUUUAUUUAUAAUGAUGCUCAAAUGUUGACACUUAUGAAACGAUAUAUUUGUUUAAAAAAACUUAAAAAAAAAAAAUUACUCGAUCAAUAUUGUUCAGAUACCGAUGCUUUAAAACGACAAUGUGAAAGAUAUCGAGUAGAACAUCCUGUUCGAUCAUAUCCUUGCAAUUUUGGAGAAAAUUUUUCGAUCGACGAACGACAAUCUUUUGCUAUUUAUUUAGUCAAUCAAUAUUUAGUCGAUUUCGAUGCCCAACAUUGCACACCAUUGCCAGUAACUCUUUUUCAUUUGCCAACCCGAUGUGUUUAA